This is a messenger RNA of Symbiodinium sp. CCMP2456, 1974 nucleotides long. Lineage: Eukaryota; Dinophyceae; Suessiales; Symbiodiniaceae. The record is from the annotation of a GenBank genome assembly.
AUGCUCCAGACACGGUCCGAGUCCUCCUUGAAGGGGGGGAUGUUCCGGCAACAGUCCGAGCUCUCCCUGAAAGGAGGGAGUCUACGGCAACAGUCGGAGUCCUCCCUGGCCCGCCACGCCGAAUCCGUGGAACUGCUCAAGGCAGCCUCCGCGUCCUUCCCGAUGUUCACCGUGCUCGGGGAGGACCUACUCAAAAUGACGUCUAUGAGACCUCACGAAGCUCUGCGGGCGGAUGGUGUCGUGACUGAGUUUGACCCGGCACUUGGCAAAGCUGCCUUCGUCUCGCACGAAUGGGUUGGCAAACGGCACCCGGAUCCAGACAUGAGACAGUUCCGGGUGCUCCAAGAUGCGGUGCGGAAUGUUUUGUCUGGCGAGGCAAGAGUCAUGGUGGACAUGCCCACCGAAUUGUCUAUCGGGCUAUCGAAAGCUGCGGAGUCGACCUGCGCGCUUGCUCACGCAGACCGUAUCUUCUUUUGGUAUGACUACUUCUCCUGUCCACAGCUGGAAGGCCAGGAAAAUCCAGGUGUUCCCACGGAGCAGUCUGCGCUCCGGGAUGCCGUUAAUAGCAUUCCGGCCUACAUCGCACAGAGUGACCUCUUUUUGGCCCUCUGUCCGGUGUUGACAAGCAGAGAGAAACAAAGCCUCUUGAGCCACUCCACGUGGUCCAGUCGUGGCUGGUGUCGCGUAGAGCUGGCGGUGCGUGAGCUGUCCUCCAAAGUGCCAGAUUGCAUCUUGGUGAAGAGCCCAGUGCACCUGGAGAUGAAAGUCGAAACUUCGGUCAAAUCUGCUGGCGAGGGAGUCUUUACAGUGGAGUCGGAUCGCGAUGCCAUCGCGCCAGUGCUUAACAACUUCUUCAAGAGCAAGCUCGCGUCCUUGCUGAAGGACGGAGACUUUCCGAAGUAUCGGCUCCUGUUGAAUCAGCAGCGGGCACGUCUUCGCGGGUUGCAUGUGCACAGUGUGGAGGACUUGGUGCCCAGCUUCGAUGGCACAGGAUCCCCAGGGUGCAACUACACGAAUCGGUUUCUGCAUCAAAACGGGUUCCAGCACCUGAAUGAGUGUGACGCAGCGGGCUGGACACCGAUCUGUUAUGCGGCUGUGAAAGGAGAUCCCACGAUUGUUCAAGCGCUGCUGGACGCCCGUGCCAACCCAAAUGACACGACGAGAAAGCCGCGAAUGGAUGCCGACAUUGGCAAGCGCACCCCUGUGCUGUGCAUUAGCAUCAAGUUCCAGAACCUGAAAGUGGCCGAGCUCCUGAUCCAGCGCCGUGCUGCCAUCAACAUGAAGAACAUCUUUUUGCCACCUCUCCAUUUUGCCGCCUUCACCAACAAUCCGGAGGCCGUAAAGAUCCUCUGCCGUCACAAAGCUGACCUUGGAAUCAAGAACAGCUUCGGCUUGUCGGCAUGGCACAGCGCUGCCAUGUCUUCGAGCGAUACCGGCUGGGAUGCGCUGGAUGAGCUUCUAGCUCAGCAUGGACGCCGGCCUCCAGAUCUCGCUGACCAGCCACUUUUUACCUGCGCAAUCAACGGCGCAGCUCCGCGAGCAGUGGCGAGACUCGUAGCGGCAAGAGCAGACGUCGACCGUCAGUACAAGCCCAGCCUACUGGAGCCGUUGGGCAUGUUCCUCCAACUCAAGAGCCUGCUGCAUCGCACUGGAACCCGCAGCAUGUUCAGCACAUGGGCCUACCAUCAUUACAAGGCGACUCCUCUAAUGACUUCCCUUCUCUUCGGCAAUUUCGAGGUGGCGUCUGCCCUGCUGAUGGCCGGAGCGAGCACCGGUUUAAAAAGCUACAGGAACAAAACGGCUCUGGACUUCGCCAAAGACAUCCAUUCCCCGGCCUAUCUCCUCGCUGGUCUGCAAGGUGACCUUACACCGUGCCAGCUCCUUUUCUCUGGGCGAUGCCCGGAAGAGGAAGCCAAUGCAGAGGAUGUUUGCCCGGAAGAGGAAGCCAAUACUGAGGAUCUUUUUUGUGUGUGA